CGAGACCCUGAAAAUUGAUGCACAAAUCUCCUUUCCCCGAAAGAUUCUCCUCCAACAAACAUUUUACUUCUUAAACCCUUUUCUCCCUUUCUUAAACCCUCUACUCUCUCUCCUCUAUACCAACAAGCUCAAACUCACUGCAACUUUUUGACAAUGGCUUUUUGCUAAAUUCAGCGAAAAUGUCUCUUCAUUUCAACAAGAUUUUACUUGUUGUUGCUUUAAUCUUCUUCUUCAAUGGAAAAGAUUUCAGGGUUCAGUGUAUUUCCGGGCCUCACAUUGCUGAUGUUAACAUUCUUUUGCCACCCAAAAUGACUCAUCCUGUUGAGUACCGUCUCCUUGGAAGUGAUGGCUGCUUCAAAUGGUCAUGGGAUCAUCAUGAUUUAUUAUCUGUUGUACCUGAAUACAAUGAAAGUACCCAUUGUUCAACAAGUGCUCGGCUACGAUCAAUUGCUCCUUACACUGGAAGAAAGGAAACAGCUGUUUAUGCUGCUGAUAUUCGCACAGGAACCGUAGUCCGUUGUAAAGUGUAUAUUGAUAUGUUCUCCAAGAUCCAGAUAUUCCAUAGCUCUGUUAAACUUGACUUAGAUGGUCUUGCGACUCUUCGGGUUCGUGCUUUUGAUAGUGAAGAUAACGUCUUCUCCUCAUUAGUGGGCUUGAGGUUCAUGUGGCAACUGAUGCCUGAAAGUGACCAUUCAUCUCAUCAUCUUGUUCAUGUCCCUUUGGGUGAUUCUCCUUUAAGUGACUGCAGUGGAUUUUGUGGUGAUUUAAAUAUUCAGACAAAGCUUGAAAAUAGUGGAGUGUUUUCAGACCUUUUUGUGGUGAAGGGAAUUGGCAUUGGCCAUGAGAUGGUCUCUGUUCAUUUUCUCGAGCCACAAUUUGAUAACGUGACAGAUAAGAUCGUCUUGACUGUAGCAGAAGCCAUGUCGUUGGAUCCUCCUUCCCCAGUGCUUGUUCUUGUUGGUGCCACAGUGCAGUACAGUCUUAAAGUUAUCAGGGGGAACAUUCCUCAAGUUGUGCCUUUGCCCUCUCCAUUUCACCGCUGGUCUUCACUAAAUACUUCAACAGCUCAGGUGGAUGUUAUGACGGGUCUGGUGCAUGCAUUAAAAUUAGGUGAAACCAAUAUCAUAGUGGAGGAUACGAGGGUUGCUGGACAUGUUCAGAUGUCAUCUCUGAAUGUUGUUCUUCCAGAUUAUAUGUCUUUAUACUUGCUGCCUCUAUCUAUAUCUGGUGACUCUAUCGAAGGAGUAAAACCUACAGUCCCCAAUGCCCGUUGGUAUGUCAUCUCUGGUCGACAGUAUCUCAUUGACUUGAAGGUUUUCUCUCGAGGGCCUGAUGCUCGAGCAAUCUAUUUAACAAAGAAUGAGGAUGUGAAAUUGUACUAUGAUCAGCCAAAACACUGGAAACAUUUUCCCAUACCAGAGAUUAUUGCUGUGAAGUAUGGUUGUCAGUAUUCAAGACUUUUGGAGGCAACUGUUGGAGGAGUUGGGAAGUUGUCAGCUUCCUUGACUUACUCUACUGACCAUCUUGAGGCAAAGGAGGUUCUGAAGGUUGUGCAAGAAGUCAUGGUCUGUGACCCAGUUAGGGUUAAAGAAGAAGGAAGUAAUAUUUGUUUGUCAUCUUUUCUGCUCCCUUGGUCACCAGAUAUUUUUCAGGAAGCAGAGCUAAAUGCCGUGGGAGGUUGUGCAAAUUCACCUGCGGAUUAUAGGUGGCUUUCAUCUGAAAAUAAUAUUUUAUCUGUGUCAGCUACAGGUGUUGUUCAGGCCAAAAGGCCUGGUAAAGCCACGGUUAAAGUUGUUUCCAUUUUUGAUGAUCUCAAUUUUUACGAGGUGAACAUUGAAGUUGCUCUACCUUCUUCAAUGCUUAUGUUGCCAGACUUUCCUGUAGAGACUGUUGUUGGGUCACAUCUUCAGGCUGCUGUGUCUAUGAAAGCACCAAAUGGUGCUUUUUUUUACCGUUGCGAUGCUUUUAGUCCAUCCAUAAAGUGGUCUACUGGGAGUGAAUAUUUCAUUUUUGUUAAUUCUACUAUCGAGGAAUCCAUGAAGAAUGAACGAUCUAAUUUUGGUCCUGCUUGUGGUCAGACCUACAUUAAAGCUGCCAGUCCUGGCCGAGCUGUUUUACAUGCAACCUUUUUUCUUCGAACAAAUGAUGGUUUUAGCAGGCAGAUAAUGUUAAAAGCAUCUGCUCCUAUUGCAUCGUUUUUACCACUAACUUUACAUCAAGCUGGAGAUGGCAACAAGUUUGGUGGUUACUGGUUUGGUUUGGAGGAAGAGCUAACCCAUGAUGGAUGGGAAAGUUUGAAUUAUUUAUAUCUUGCACCUGGAUCCCAUUUAGAUGUUGCACUUGCUGGAGGACCCGAAAGAUGGAAGAAAGAAGUUGAAUAUAUUCAAACUGUUGAAGUUCUUGAUGAGUUGUGUGCCCUUCCUAAAGAUGGAGCCCUUGUUCACGAAGUCCGAAAUUCAGAAGGAAAUGGAUACACAAUAUUAUGCCAAGUGCUUGGCAACUUUACACUUGUUUUCAAACGUGGGAAUCUGGUUGGAGAUGAACAUCCACAACCUGCGGUUGCAGAGGCAAAAUUGCGGCUUGAUUGUAGCUUUCCCCAUUCAAUUGUGGUUCUAGCUGACGAACCUGUGAACAAGUUGGACAUUAUACAAUAUGCUAUUCAAGCUGAACGUGAUCCUGGCUGCAUUCGCUCCUUGCCUAGAACUGUAGCAAAUGGGCAGACCAUUAGACUUUCAGCAGUUGGAAUUAGUAAUUCUGGAAAUGCCUUUUCCAACUCUUCAUCUGUUCCCUUAAGAUGGGAAUUAAACGAUUGUCAGGAGCUGGGAUCUUGGAAUGAAGCUUAUAAUUCUCAAUUAACUGUAUCCAGUUGGGAAAGAUAUUUACGCCUGGAGAAUGCAUCAGGACAGUGCACUGUUCAUGCUGUGGUUCAGAACCGUUUCAAAUAUGUCUCCCCGUUAUCAGAACUUGAUGCUUCCGAGAAUAUUCUUCGAGAUGCUAUUCGUCUCCAGGUUGUCUCGACGCUACAAGUUUUUCCAGAAUUCAGUUUGCUUUUCUUUAAUCCCGGUGCACAGAUGAAUCUUUCAGUUGUUGGAGGAAGUUGUUUUCUGGAGGUUAAUGUGAUUGAUUCGCGAGUUGUAGAAGUUCUGCAGCCUGCAGCAGGUUUACAGUGUUCACAAUUGGUGUUGGUUCCGAGAGGUGUGGGAACUGCAGUAGUAAAAGUAACUGAUGUAGGGCUUUCUCCUUCACUAAAAGCUGUUUCAACGGUCAAAGUUGCAGAGGUGGAUUGGCUCAAGAUUAUUCCGGGGGGAGGGAUAAGCGUGAUGGAGGGAGGCCUGAUUUCUAUUGACCUUCUUGCCGGAACGGAUGAUGGGAAUAUAUUUGAGUCCUCUCAGUAUGCUUUCAUGAAUAUUCAAGUGUACAUCAAGGACCAAAUAGUCGACCUUGUAGAUGGUUAUAAUUUAACUUUUGGUGAUGGAAUUGUUAAUGCUUCCAACUUUACAAUCUAUGGCAGAUCGGCUGGAGUAACCACUCUAUAUGUUACCUCUAGACAGCAGUCAGGUAGAGAAAUAUACAGUGGAAACAUUACGAUUGAAGUUUAUGCUCCACCUGUUGUACAACCCAGUGAUAUUUUCUUGGUUCCCGGUGCAUCUUAUAUGCUUACUGUGAAAGGAGGACCAAGGAUUGGUGUCUUCAUUGAGUAUACAAGUACGAAUGAUAGCGCUGUAGCAGUUCAUGCUUCUGUUGGACAAUUAUCUACAAUUGCACCGGGAAAUGCUACCGUAGUUGCCACCUUUUAUGGAAAAGAAAGAGCAGUCCUUUGUCAAGCUCAUGGUAUAGUCAGAGUAGGGAUUCCAUCUGCAGCAAUCCUGAAUGUACAGAGUGAGAAACUGGCCGUGGGACGUGAGAUGCCGAUUUUUCCUGUCUUAGUCGAGGGAGACUUGUUUUCAUUUUACGAGGUUUGCAAGAAUUACAAGUGGACUAUUGACAAUGAGAAGGUAUUGGGUUUCCACCCUUCUGGGCAUACAAAUGAUAACUACAAGCUGCAAAAUUUGGAUCUCAGCAACUAUGAGUAUGAGCAGGAAAUCAAUUUGAUUAAGAUUUUAUCUGGAAGGUCUGGUGGAAGAAGCAAAAUUGCACUUACAUUCACUUGUGACUUCUCAUCUCCCAGUUUUUUAUUACAAUCGAGGUCUUACAGCGCUUCUCUACUCAUAAGAGUUGUGCCUGAUCCUCCUCUUGCUCAAGGGAUUCCAAUUACAUGGGUUCUUCCUCCACAUUAUACUACAUCAGAUCUUUUACCUCCAUAUUCAAAAUCACACAUUACUACGGACUUCCAGAGUCAAACAGGAUACGUUACUUACUCUUUAUUGGGAUAUUCUGGAAAAAAUGUUGAUCAACUGCAUAAGGGUAUCAUUUCUAUAUCUGGCAAGAGUAUUACAACAACAGAGAGCAAUAAUCUUGCUUGUAUCCAGGCAAAAGACCAUAGUACUGGGAGAAUUGAGGUUGCUUCUUGUGUGAGGGUGGCUGAGGUUUCUCAAAUCAGAUUCCCGAGGAAGUUAACAUUUCAUUUAGCUGUUGGCGCUGAACUUGAACUCCCUUUAUAUUUCUAUGAUAAUUUGGGAAAUCCCUUCUUCGAAGCCCGUGAUGUGUUUUUUGACAUAGAGACUAACUUCAAAGACAUUCUUGCUAUCGAUAAUGUUAAUCAGAAAAACGGUAGUACUGUGAUUAAGGCAAUGCAACAUGGUAGAGCUCUUGUUCGGGUGAGAUUUGAUGGUAAUCCACAGAAGUCAGACUAUGUCUUGGUUUUUGUGGGAGCUCAUAUAAAUCCACAAGAUCCAGUUCUUCACCCUGGAAGCAAUUUGAGCUUCAGUGUAGAAGGUUUAAAUGGUCAAGCAUCAGGACGAUGGCUGAGUGGCGAUGAAAGUGUUAUUUCGGUUGACUCACUUUCAGGUGAAGCUGUGGCAAUUGGGAAGGGUACGGUCUCAGUGACAUUUCAAAGUUCAAGCUUGAAACUUCAAACUACUGUAAGAGUGUUGAAUGGGGAUCUCAUAUCUGUUGGUACUCCAACGGACACCAUAACAAAUAUUCCUGUCCCCCCAGGAGGAUAUAAAUUUUCAGUGAAAUUCAGUGACCAUGGUUUGAGAGGUCCUAGUCAAAAUAUGGACCUUCCGUAUGAAUGUCAAGUGGAGCCUACUUUUGUUGGGCAUGCUAAGCCAUGGAAGGAUCUUGAUACGGGUGAUUCGUAUUGUCUUUUCUUUCCUUACUCUCCUGAACAUUUAAUGCACACGGUACCCAAAUUGAAGAAUAAGAGACAAGAUAUAUCCAUCUCAAUCCAUGCUAAACUAAGAGAUGCCAAUGAUGUGUCAAGCUCUGCAUCUGCCUUAUUUCUUGGUGGUUUUUCAAUUUUGGAUAUGGAUAAGGAUUCUUUGCAGUUGAAUUUGACACGGAACUUUAACAGAAGCAUCAUAACAGUAGUGGGCAAUACAGAUGUAAGCACCCACUGGUUGAACCGAGAUCUUUUGACGGUGAGGAGCUUGCUUAAAGAAGGUUCUGGCAUCGGGGGGCGUGUACAAUAUGAGGUUGAAGUUUUAAAAACAAAGCCUUUCAAGGACAAACUUACAUUUACUCUUCCAGCCACUGGCCAGAGAGUAGAAGUACAUGUAAACUAUGAAGUAGGCGAGGAAAAGGCACCAACUAGUGAUAUAACACUAUGGGCAGGAAUAACAGGGCUUAUACUCUUGAUACUGUCUGUACUCAUCUUUAUAUGUUUCCUCGACAGACCUAAAAGUAGUCGUUCAUCUACUGCUCUCGAUGUCCAAAAUGUUGCUGCACCUCAGACUCCUGACUGUCCUGACCGUAGCAACCAUGCUCCUCAAAAUGAACGGUCCCCUCGGACACCCCAACCCUUCAUUGAUUAUGUGAGGAGAACAAUAGAUGAAACUCCUUACUACACGCGUCAAAGGAGAAGAUUUGAUCCACAAAACACCUACUAGUUAUCCUCUCAAUGUUUGUUUUAGUGCUUGUUGUACAUGUGCAUUAGCUACCUUGUCAUACAAUCGGCAAAAUCCUUUGCCUAUACAUUUUGCAUGAUUCAAUUAUUGCACCGUUUGAUCCUUCUCGUAGGUUCGGGUACGGAAUAUAAUUUAUUUAUUUA
This is a messenger RNA of Spinacia oleracea (spinach), 6151 nucleotides long. Its product is annotated as nuclear pore complex protein GP210. The record is from RefSeq and is a predicted model, not a curated record. The transcript has 36 exons. The coding region runs from base 180 to 5990 and encodes 1936 amino acids. NCBI's taxonomy places the organism in Eukaryota, Viridiplantae, Streptophyta, Magnoliopsida, Caryophyllales, Amaranthaceae.